UAUGGCGCGGAAAGGGGGCGGAGCCGAGCCUGCAGAUGUUUGAGGGUCGCCGGCGGCUGGGUCUCGGAUCCGAGAGCAGCGGGUCCGCCCGGGACGGAGUGGAUCACGGCAGAGGAGCCCCCGGGGGCGUGGUAGGUCCGCCCAGGUUUGGAGCCAGCGCCAUCGCAACGCUCCCUCUUCGCUUCCUCUACACAGAGGCCCCUCCUCCCUCCAUCCCCGGCCAUGGAAUUCCCGGACCUGGGAGCUCACUGCUCGGAACCGACCUGUCAGCGCCUGGAUUUCCUGCCUCUCAAGUGUGACGCCUGUUCUGGCAUAUUCUGCGCGGACCACGUGGCUUAUGACCAGCAUCACUGUGGCUCUGCCUACCAAAAGGAUGUUCAGGUGCCUGUGUGCCCACUGUGCAAUGUACCAGUGCCUGUGGCAAGAGGGGAAUCCCCCGAUCGUGCCGUGGGGGAGCACAUCGACAGGGACUGCCGAUCCGACCCAGCCCAACGCAAACGUAAGAUCUUCACCAAUAAGUGUACCCGCCCCGGCUGCCGGCAACGGGAAAUGAUGGAGUUGACUUGUGAACGAUGCAGCCGAAACUUCUGUCUCAAGCACAGGCACCCGCUAGACCACGAAUGCCCUGGGCACAGACUGCCUUCCAGCCAGCCCGGACACGCUGCUAUCUCCAGAGCCCAGGGCUUAGGUUCUAGCACCCCCCCUGAGCCUGGCCCAGGGCUGGCUAGAACCUCGCCCCCCUCUCACAGCAGGUAUGUAUGUCUCCGCUCGUCCCCACCUUGUUUCUCACCUGUGCUCCCAUCCCCGUGCUAUGUUUUUCUCCUCUCUCCUAGAGCUGCUGAGUCACCGACUCACGCCUUACAGAAUGGCCUGAGCGAGGAUGAAGCCCUGCAGCAGGCGCUGAUCCUGUCUCUGACUGAAGGCAAGCCUGUGGCUCCCAGGACUCAAGAGGAAGAAGACUUAGCCCUGGCCCAAGCACUGUCAGCCAGUGAGGAAGAGUACCGAAAGCAGCAGGCCCAAAGCCGAAGCCCGAAACCCUCCAACUGCAGCCUUUGUUAGGCCCGGGAGUGGGGAGGGUGGCUCAGCUUAGAGGGGCUAUGGCCCUCACACUUCCAGGAUCCCCUGGAAGAGGCUAGAAGCUCAAAGCAAGAAUGACGGCGGGAAUCCAGGAAGACCACACCAGGAGUGCCUGAGCUGAGGCCGGAAGCCCUACUGUUUACGCAUGUUUGAAGGGGGAAGGUGGAGUUUGGCUUGGAGAGAAGCAGCCAGCCUCUCCCCCGUCCCCUCUUUCCUUCUGUGUCCCCCAUGGAGAGGUUUUCCUGGAGCUGUGGCCUCUGUCCCUUGAGCCGGUGAGCAGGCAGGUUGGACUUGGAAAGGAAUAAAGCAUCUUACCAAACA
Molecule: messenger RNA, 1398 nt
Organism: Antechinus flavipes (yellow-footed antechinus)
Lineage: Eukaryota; Metazoa; Chordata; Mammalia; Dasyuromorphia; Dasyuridae
Gene: ZFAND2B
Product: zinc finger AN1-type containing 2B
Exons: 8
Coding region: 223-1059 (278 amino acids)
Biological process (GO): protein targeting to ER; proteasome-mediated ubiquitin-dependent protein catabolic process
Cellular component (GO): cytoplasm; endoplasmic reticulum
Molecular function (GO): zinc ion binding
Source: RefSeq, a predicted model, not a curated record